CCCAGCGGCGGGCGGGCGGUUCCGGUGUGCCCGCGCUGUUCCGGUGUGCCGGGGCCGCCAGGGGCUGCCCGCUGUUCCCGGCCUGUUCCCGCGGUCCCGGGCCGCUCCGAGGGCUCGCGGCUGUCCCGGCGGUGGCGGUGGCGGUGGCACGGGCCAUGUCGGUGUUCGUGACGCGGCGGAUCCCGGCCGAGGGGCUGCGGGUGCUGUCCCAGGCCAGCGGGUGCCGCGUGCAGCAGUGGGACUCGGAGGAGCCGGUGCCGCGGGCCGAGCUGCUGGCGGGCGUGGCGGGGACGAGCGGGCUGCUCUGCCUGCUCUCGGACCGCAUCGACCGCGAGGUGCUGGACGCCGCCGGGCCCGGCCUGAAGGUCAUCAGCACGCUGUCCGUGGGCUUCGACCACCUGGCCCUGGACGAGAUCAAGAAGCGGGGGAUCCGCGUGGGGUACACCCCCGAGGUGCUGACCGACGCCACCGCCGAGCUGUCCGUGGCCCUGCUGCUGGCCGCCUGCCGCCGCCUGCCCGAGGCCGCCGAGCAGGUCCGCAGCGGCGGCUGGACCACCUGGAAGCCCCUGUGGAUGUGUGGGCACGGCCUGUCCGACAGCACCGUGGGCAUCAUCGGGCUGGGCAGGAUUGGACAGGCAGUGGCCCGGCGCCUGAAGCCCUUUGGGGUCAGGAGGUUCCUGUACACCGGCAGCGGCCCCAAGCCCGAGAGCGCGGCCGAGUUCGGGGCUGAGUUUGUGCCACUCGCCAGGCUGGCCGAGGAGUCAGACUUCGUGGUGGUCACCUGUGCCCUGACGCCGGCUACCCAGGGCAUGUGCAACAAGGACUUCUUUGGCAGGAUGAAGAAGACUGCAGUGUUUGUCAACACCAGCAGGGGCGCUGUGGUGAACCAGGAGGACCUGUACGAGGCCUUGGCCCAGGGGCAGAUCGCGGCCGCCGGGCUGGACGUCACCACGCCGGAGCCACUGCCCACUGACCACCCGCUGCUGAGCCUCAGGAACUGCGUGGUCCUGCCGCACAUCGGGAGCGCCACGUACGCCACGCGCAGCACCAUGGCCGUGCUGGCAGCCCAGAACCUGCUGGCCGGGCUGCGAGGGGAGCCCAUGCCCCACGAGCUGCACCUCUGAAGGCCGGGCCCCAUGGCCAGCCCCUGGUGACAGCCAGGCCCCAUGGCCAGCCCCUGGUGAUGGCCAGACCCUGCUGUGAGGGACGCCAGCCUGUGUCCCCUCCCGGCGUGGCCAGGAGCCAUUAAAGAGUAGCAGCCAAGCAA
Messenger RNA from Passer domesticus (house sparrow), 1267 nucleotides. RefSeq names its product glyoxylate and hydroxypyruvate reductase (gene GRHPR). The record is from RefSeq and is a predicted model, not a curated record. NCBI's taxonomy places the organism in Eukaryota, Metazoa, Chordata, Aves, Passeriformes, Passeridae. The coding region runs from base 156 to 1124 and encodes 322 amino acids. The transcript has 9 exons. Gene Ontology annotation, molecular function: glyoxylate reductase (NADPH) activity; NAD binding; hydroxypyruvate reductase [NAD(P)H] activity. Gene Ontology annotation, cellular component: cytosol.